Messenger RNA from Candidula unifasciata, 2148 nucleotides. The record is from the annotation of a GenBank genome assembly. Lineage: Eukaryota; Metazoa; Mollusca; Gastropoda; Stylommatophora; Geomitridae.
AUUGUGACAGCCUCAUACACAGAUCUCCAGGACUACACAUACUACUUUGUUCCUGCUCCUUGGCUGUCAGUCAAACUACUCCGCCUGCUGCAGAACUAUCCUCCCCCAGAGGACCCAAGUGUAAGAACCAGACUCACUGAGUGUUUAGAGACAAUUUUGAACAAAGCUCAGGAACCUCCUAAGUCAAAAAAAGUGCAGCAUUCCAAUGCUAAAAAUGCAGUGCUGUUUGAAGCCAUCAACCUGAUCAUUCACAUGGACAGUGAUCCCAACCUUCUAGUCAGAGCCUGCAAUCAACUGGGUCAGUUUCUUCAACAUAAGGAGACAAAUUUAAGGUACCUUGCUCUGGAGAGUAUGUGUUUAUUAGCCACCUCUGAGUUCUCCCACGAAGCAGUCAAGAAACACCAGGAUACUGUUAUAACUGCAUUGAAAACUGAAAGAGAUGUCAGUGUGAGGCAGAGAGCAGUCGAUCUACUGUAUGCCAUGUGUGAUCGCAGCAAUGCAGAAGAAAUUGUUGGAGAGAUGCUGGAGUACUUAGAAUCUGCUGACUAUUCCAUCCGAGAAGAAAUGGUACUGAAAGUGGCCAUCCUAGCAGAGAAAUAUGCUGUAGACUAUACAUGGUACGUGGAUGUCAUUCUCAACCUGAUCCGGAUUGCUGGUGAUUAUGUUAGUGAAGAGGUGUGGUACAGGGUGAUCCAGAUUGUGAUAAACAGGGAUGAUGUUCAAGGGUAUGCUGCAAAAACUGUCUUCGAGGCUCUUCAAGCUCCUGCUUGCCAUGAGAAUAUGGUCAAAGUUGGAGGUUACAUACUUGGGGAGUUUGGCAACCUGAUUGCAGGUGAUCCAAGGUCCAGCCCUCUAGUCCAGUUCCAGCUGCUGCACUCCAAAUAUCACUUGUGUAGUCCUAACACCAGAGGCCUGCUGCUGUCUACUUACAUCAAAUUUAUCAACUUGUUCCCGGAGAUCAAAACAAGCAUCCAGGAAGUGCUUGGAAGUGACAACAACUUGAGGAACCCAGAUGUAGAGCUACAACAGAGAUGUAUUGAAUAUCUACAGCUGAGCACUGUGGCUUCUUCGGAUGUUCUGGCAACUGUUUUAGAAGAAAUGCCACCAUUCCCAGAGAGGGAGUCCUCUAUUCUAGCCAAACUUAAGAAGAAAAAGCCAGCUGUGCCAGAAGGAACAGAGGUGAAAGAAAAAGAAGCCCGCACAAUUCCACAAGCCCAAAUUAACAGCCUAGAGACUGCACCGCCCCCACCUCCAGUAAUUCAGGCAAGUGGCUCAGUAGAUCUGCUGGGUUUGGAGACUGUACCUUCUGGUCCAGCACCUUCCUCUGGAGGUUUGAACUUUUUGGUGGACAUGUUUGGUGACCAGCCAGCAACCAAUGGUGUAGAUACAUUCAGUUCUAGCAGUGGUUCUAGCAGUGGCUUGACAGCAGGCGCUGAAGAGAAUUAUAAAAAAUUCAUUUGUAAGCACAAUGGAGUACUUUAUGAAAAUGACCUGCUACAGAUUGGCAUAAAAUCAGAAUAUAGGCAAAAUCUGGCACGUGUUGGAGUUUUCUUCGGCAACAAAACCACAUUCCAGUUUACAAAUUUUGUCUCUGACCUCGUGCUGCCUGGCACACUAUCAUCUGCUCUGAGUGUGCAGCCGAAGCCCGUGGAGCCAUUAGUUGAUGGAGGAGCCCAGGUGCAGCAGUUGUUUAACAUUGAGUGUGUCACAGAGUUCACUGAAGCACCACUGCUCAACAUCACAUUUACUUAUUCAGGUAAACCUCAAAGACUUAGUUUGAAGUUGCCAGUGAUAAUCAACAAAUUCCUUGAGCCCGCAGAGAUGAAUUCUGAGGCUUUUUUCACACGCUGGAAGGCUUUGUCUCAACCUGAGCAGGAGUGUCAGAAAAUAUUCAAAGCCCAGUAUCCUCAAGAAUACGAGCAAGUCAAGCAAAAGAUUUUGGGCUUUGGCCUCAGCAACCUACAAGGUAUUGACCCCAACCCAGAAAACUUUGUCUCUUCUGCCAUAUUGCACACACGCAGUCAACAGGUGGGCUGUCUCGUCAGGCUGGAGCCUAAUAAACAAAUGCAGAUGUAUCGGCUGACAGUUCGGUCAACAAAGCCUAGCAUUUCUCAAGCUGUAGGAAACUUGCUGGAGUCGCAGUUUUAG